Messenger RNA from Ailuropoda melanoleuca (giant panda), 4279 nucleotides. It is a transcript of the gene QTRT2, whose product is annotated as queuine tRNA-ribosyltransferase accessory subunit 2. The record is from RefSeq and is a predicted model, not a curated record. The transcript has 10 exons. Lineage: Eukaryota; Metazoa; Chordata; Mammalia; Carnivora; Ursidae. Bases 206 to 1453 code for a protein of 415 amino acids.
CCCUGAUUGGCUCUGUAGCGGAGGCGGUGGUUUAGGGGGCUGAGGAUUCUGUAAGCCGGACACGUGGUAGCGAACUACGAGGAGUUUGAGGGGUCUCAAAGCCAAAAGAAGUUGGGAGGUGUGCAGGAAGGAUAUCCAUUUGCUCCUGGGAAAAAGCAAAUUGCAGAGAAGUGCAUACAGUGUGGACCUAGAGGAGUCUCUUAGAAUGAAGCUGAAUCUUACCAAGGUAGUUAAUGGCUGUCGCCUAGGAAAAAUAAAAAGCCUGGGCAAAACAGGGGACCGCACCAUGGACAUUCCAGCCUGCCUUCUGUACACCAAGACCGGCUGUGCCCCACACCUGACCCAUCAGACACUGCAUACUAUCCACGGGCUUCCUGCCAUGGCUCAGCUUACACUGUCCUCGUUGGCAGAACACCAUGAAGUGUUAGCAGAAUAUAAGGAAGGGAUUGGAAAGUUUAUAGGCAUGCCAGAAUCGCUCUUGUACUGUUCCCUGCAUGAUCCAGUCAGCCCCUGCCCAGCCGGUUAUGUAACGAACAAGUCUGUGUCCGUGUGGGGUCUUGGGGGACGAGUGGAAAUGACGGCUUCCAAGUUCAUGGCAAUUCAGCAGGCCCUUCAGCCAGACUGGUUCCAGUGUCUCUCAGAUGGAGAGGCAUCUUUCGAGGAAGCAACUUCCAUAAGAAGAGCCAGAAAGUCUGUUGAUCGGUCGCUUCUGUUCCUGGAUAAUUGUCUACGACUACAGGAAGAGUCAGAGGUCCUUCAGAAAAGUACCAUCAUCGGAGUGAUUGAAGGUGGAGACGUGAUGGAGGAGAGGCUGAGGUCAGCACGAGAGACAGCCAAGCGGCCCGUAGGUGGCUUCCUUCUGGAUGGCUUUCAAGGGAAUCCAGCCACCCUGGAAACUAGACUGUACUUGCUGUCAUCAGUCACUGCAGAGCUGCCGGAGGACAAACCAAGGCUCAUCUGCGGAGUCAGCCGGCCAGAUGAGGUGCUCGAGUGUAUUGAAAGGGGAGUGGACUUAUUUGAGAGUUUUUUCCCUUAUCAAGUGACAGAGCGGGGAUGUGCCCUGACGUUCAGCUUUGAUUACCAGCCGAACCCUGAAGAGACAUUAUUACAACAAAAUGGGACACAGGAAGAAAUAAAAUAUGUGGCUCACGCAAAGAAAAUUAAAACGACCAGUUACAACCAAGAAAUGACGUCAUUUGAAAUUAAUCUGAAGGAAAAAAAGUACCAGGAGGACUUUGAUCCGCUUGUGAGAGGGUGUUCCUGUUACUGCUGUAAGAAUCAUACUCGUGCGUACAUCCACCAUCUGCUGGUGACCAACGAGCUGUUGGCUGGGGUCCUGCUCAUGAUGCACAACUUUGAACACUAUUUUGGAUUUUUCCACUCCAUCCGGGAAGCACUAAAAAGCGACAGACUGGCACAGUUGAAAGAGCUGAUCCGCAGGCAAGCAUCUUGAGACCUGGCAUACGCGAGUCUGACUCUUCACGCUGAGCCUGUCCCGCUGUUGGAAUGUGGGAAGAAGAGAACAAGAAAUGAUCUUUGCUUUAAUCAUUUAUCUUCGAGGAUAAGGUCUGCUCAUAAAUAAGGAACGUUUGAACAAACUCUGCCGACUUGAGGCUAAAGAGAUUUCUUCUAAAGACUUAAGUGACCCCGACUGAUCAGAAAGAAUUGAACCAUGACCCUUAAUAUUUCUGUGCUAACUCUUCUAGUCAGUGGAGCUUCGUUUAGUCAAAGACAAAAGCUUGUGAAGGGACAGCCUUGAAGCGGGUUGAUGAGGUUGUGUGGGUUCGUGGAGCUGGAUCAGAGCUUGAAGAGAUGCUGGGUCACAAGCAGCAUGACUUCUGUAGACACAUGACUGUUGACUGCAAAAGGAAGCUGGCUGAUUUAAGAGUUUCCUAGUUUUAAUCCUCACAUUCUCAGGAGCCGCUUGGACACUUCUGCCUUCCAAGCUGUCUCACCGCUGCGGUCAGUCAGAAAAGGCUCUUGUGACUUGACUAGACUCGCAUCUUCCUGGAAUGUGGGGCUCACGCAUUGCUCCUGGAAUCACUUGGCCCAGGGCACACGCCUUCAUUUGACCACAUGAUCUUCGUGUGACUUGUUUCCCGAGAGCCCGUGCAGUUGCCUGUUAGGAGCCGAAAGUUCGCUAGAUGCUUUCGUCUGCUGAUGCAGAUCCGCAGUGGUCUGCCCUUCAGGCUCAUUCAUAGUCUAACCACAUAGGAACUGUAGCCCCAUCACUUGGGGGGAUUCAUUCACCAUGUGUUCACUAGGACGAGCCCUGGCCUGGCAAUUGGAAGCCUGGGUUACAGUUCUACUCAGUGACACCAGGCAAAUCACUUAGCCCCUCCAUGCCUGUUUGCUCCUCAGCAAACAGGGACAGGCAUGGGGGUAGAACUACAGGAACUUCCAAGAUUCUAGCUAGCUGUAACGUUGGGGGACCAAAAAGUUUUAGACUACAGUCGUAGCCAUCUUGUAUCCUUGUUUACUGAUCUCUGUUGGCCUGGUGAAAAAUGCAGUGGUGCCGGGAAUCAGGCAACAGUGGAGAUAGUUGAGAGCCUAGGAAGAGGUUUGGCCUGUGACUUUUGAUGUGGUUGGUGAGUUGGCAUCAGCAGAUCCUGAGGCCAGGAAGGCCUUCCUGGAUCAUCCCUGAUUCUAUGAGUUUUUUCUGCUUUCACCAAAGGAGUGCCAUUCGUGUUGAUGGUGUGACAGGUGAUUUUUUUUUUCCUUUGGGCUUUUCCGUAUUUGUCAUGUUUUCUGUAAGAAUAUAUACACACAUAGUUUUUGUAAAAACAACCAACAAAACCAAAAAAAUGCCUUUGUUUUUGUAGGAGCGUGGAAUAUAUUUGUUUUACAUUCUUGGGCUAUAUUUUGCUAUUUUUUCAUUUCAGUGGGCAUUACUGAACAUUGUUUUAAAUUAUUAUGUGGUUACUAUACUUUUAUGUGUUAGGUAUCUGUAUGUUUUUCUUUUAUUGUUGAUUUAAGAAUGUCCGUGACAUUCCUAUAAUCUCUCCUCCAUGAAUCGCAAGGGUAGUUGUGAGAGAUUUUCUGCUCUCAAGGAUCUGCUUACUUUGAAAUAUAUUGGACUAGACUUGCUCAUAUGUUUAUAUUCCUGUUCAAUGCCAAAUCCAUUGUUGGAGGAGUAUUAAUAUCCCAGAAUCCAUAUAAAAUUUAUGAGUUUUAUUUAUGUUCAAAACACUGAAUAUUCUGCUCUGCAUUGUUCAUUUUUCUGGGUCUUUUUCUUAUUAGCACAUUUGAAAAAAAAAAUUUUUUUCCGUUAAUGUAAGUCUAUUAAAGUCAAUAGCCAAUAAACAUUUUUAAUUAAAAAAAUACUAUCUUAUUUCCUGUAAAUAGUAGUGAGUCUAUUAAGCAAAGUAUUAAAUUUCCAUGAUACUGGAAAUGUUCUCCUUUGGAAAGGAAUUUUUUUCUACAUUUAUUUCAUCUCUGGUCAUUGUUUUAAGUGCACUCACACUAAAUGCAGAAUCCAAGGAGAUUCAGCAAUGUAUCUGUUUAAAUUAUAUGAUUAGAGGCCGUAAGGCCAUGGUAGUACAUAAUAAAAAUAAUAAUAACCAUAACCUAUGGAGAGCAUUUUUAACGUAUCAGGCACCUGAGUAAAUACUUUCUUCAUACAUCUCGACCCUUAGAGCAUGGCAAGAGGUGUUGCUAUUAUUCCUCUGUUAAGAACUGGGUUUCAGGAAGGCUGAGUAGCCUGCCUGAGGGCGUACCAGGAAUUUCUGGAAGGUUCAGUAGUUUGCCUAAGGGCCUACCACUCAGCUCCCAAGUUAAACUUCAGCUGCGUCUGACUAAAACUGUGCAGUUAAGCGUUGCACUAAAUAGCUUCUUGUGACUUGCCCCUGGCUUGAAGGGGCCAAGAGAAGGGAGAGAACUGGAAGGGCCACGUGACCCUGAGGCGUAGGGAGCUUCUGGAGCCUCACUGCAGUGUGGCCCGGCUCCCACUCCUGCCAUGGAGAAGGCGCUGGCCUGGCUCGCCCCCCGUCCCGUGCAGGCCCCUGGAGGUGCUCCACAGGAGGUGCCAUUCCGCGUCCCCCACUUCCUCCCGCCCCCAGUCUGAGGACCAUAAUCCCACCCUGAACGCUGUGGGAAGGUUAGGGUCUGCAGUCAGUUCAAGCGGACUCAGGGAAUCCGUGGGAAUCUGACGUGUCCUAAGUGCCUUGGAGGAGCGCUACUCUAUUCUUCUCUGGGAGUAAAGGGAAAAGAUUCUUCUAAAAUACUUUUUAAGCCGAAUACUUGUGUAAUUAAAGCAUUUUAAUAAAAACCUCAAACAAAG